Molecule: messenger RNA, 809 nt
Organism: Jaminaea rosea
Lineage: Eukaryota; Fungi; Basidiomycota; Exobasidiomycetes; Microstromatales
Exons: 1
Coding region: 221-694 (157 amino acids)
Source: RefSeq, a predicted model, not a curated record
UCCUUCCACUGCCAAAAUCGCAGAGAGUGCAGGACGUCUUUCCCUUCGCUAAUAGUGCAGGCUAGUCGGCCUCAUCAGUCUCUCGGACAAGGUCCUGCACGCCGUGUCGCAUUCCUGCUUCUGCGCCCUGCUUCGACCCGCAACAAGCUCAUGUGAAUACAAGCCUCGACGGCGUCCCCACUUCGAUCUGCAGCUCAUCAAUCCCAGGCUAGAGCUGCCGAUGAGAAAGAUCUGUGCCCGAAAAAUGGCAUCGGUGAACGACCAGUCGGCCAGCAACGUGACCGCCUGUCCGAAGAAUCGGCGAGAAUCGCCGUAUACCUGGGUAGUACCCGCAUUGCAAUGCAAAGAGGGGCGCCGCAGGUCCAUGAAAGCUUCCCAUGACCGUGCUUUAAGGGCAUUCGUGACCACAUACGCUCAGAGUAGUAUUGCAAAGAUUCUGACGCUAGCUGACCGUGCAUUGUCCUCCUUCCCACGGGCCCCCCUGUCAGCUAGCCGGUACCACGAGCCUUUCCCCGCGGUGAUGCGGUGUUGUUCCGAAGAGGGACCUCCUUCCGCUUCUGAUAGUCUCGUGUCCUUGCGACGCACGCCAAUAAUUGUAAUGCACAAGACGCAGGAACCUCUCGGACGUCCCGAAUGCACAGCGCCGCCGCGAGGUUGCCGGCCGGCCCUUCAAACCUUCUUUCAGUCGAGCUAACCUCGCACCUCGCGUUGCUCAUGCAAAGACACAAUGAAGCAAGCAUUCGUGCGCGUCAAUGAAUGUGCGCGUCCGAUAUUCGAGGUCAACGCGAGGUCCCGAGAGGUCGAUGGGC